This is a messenger RNA of Cervus elaphus (red deer), 4237 nucleotides long. RefSeq names its product protein kinase C gamma (gene PRKCG). The record is from RefSeq and is a predicted model, not a curated record. The transcript has 19 exons. Gene Ontology annotation, molecular function: diacylglycerol-dependent serine/threonine kinase activity; ATP binding; zinc ion binding. NCBI's taxonomy places the organism in Eukaryota, Metazoa, Chordata, Mammalia, Artiodactyla, Cervidae. Gene Ontology annotation, biological process: protein phosphorylation. The coding region runs from base 1422 to 3515 and encodes 697 amino acids.
UUCUCCCUCAAAUGAAGAGAGCUAAUUAGGAUAGACACGAACAAGAUUUCUCCCUCUUUAGGGCUUGCCUGAUGGUUCAGUGGUUGGGAAUCCACCUGCCAAUGCAGGGGAAGCAGUUUCUAUUCCUGGUCUAGGAAGAUUCCACAUGCCACGGAGCACCUAGGUCCCUCUGUCAUGACUACUGAGCCCGUUCUCUGCAGCGAGAGAAGCCCCUGCAAUGAGGAGCCCAUGCACUGCAGCGAAGAGUAGCCCCUGCUCCCGGCAACUAGAAAGUUUGAGCGCAUCGACAAAGACCCAGCACAGCCAAAAAGAAUUUGUAAAAAAGAAUUUUUAAAGAACAAAGAUCCCUCUUUGGAGUCCUACAAGCAUUUGAGAAAUACCGUGUCUUAUUCCGAUUGCAGCAGAACCCAAGCACCACUUCUUACUAUCCCCCCUCUCAGUCAUCAAACACUGUAUUCUUCCUAAAUCCGACAGAGGAUGAGAUGGUUGGAUGGCAUCACUGACUCAAAGAACAGAGUUUGAGCCAACUCCUGGAGAUAGUGAAGGACAGGGAAGCCUGGCAUGCUGCAGUUCAUGGGGUCGCAAAGAGUCGGACACGACUUAGCAACUGAACAACAACAACAAAAUUCUAUUUAUAUCUGUCACAUUCUCCAAGCUCCUUUAGUUUUGCUUCACCCAAGCUACUGUUCAAGCCUCCUCCUUGGACUACCCUACCUGCAGCCCACCUUGACCCAGAAGGGUGCCUUGCUUUCAACAUCCGGAUCUGGUCCUGUCCUCCUCUGCUCAAAUUCUUCCAUAUCCCACUCCACACUGCCCAAAGGUAACAUCAAAGCCCCUGUCAAGGCUUUCAGUGUCUGACCCUCCCUGUAUUCCCACUCUCAGCUCCAUUUUACCCUCAGUUGUAAGCUCCCUGACACACAUGGUUAACAGAACACUUCCAAGAUCAAAUGAGUUACUCCUGCCACGAAUCUCUGUCCCACAGGUUUGUCAGAUUUCUCCAGGACUAUCAAAAAUACAUGUGACAUGACUUGGGGGGAAAUUCAAGGAUCGUGCAACCCAUUUUCUCCACCUACAGCCGCAAAAGCAAUUGGGAAGAGAUACUGCAAAAGAGGGAAGGGUCCCGCUGGAGGCGGGGGAGGGCUAUCUAGAGCAGGCUUACUCCCUUUGGGGGAGGAAAAGCCUCGUUUCGGUCUCUGCACUGUCCACCCUGGAAUUCCAGGGGACCUAAAUCAAUCCCCACCUUCUCGAACGGCGCCUCUCUCCCCACCCCACGCUUGACCCUCUUCUGGAAUGCACCAGAACAGCUGUAGGACCAAGGGUGAUAUGCUGGCGAUUCGAGAAGAACCCAAGCCGAACUGGAACAGAGCGUGGUGGGGUUCCUAGACAGGCAGGAUCCCGGUCCCUGCUACGUUCCUGGGGCCAUGUCCGGCCUGGGCCCCGGCGGAGGCGAUUCAGAGGGCGGACCCCGGCCCCUGUUUUGCAGAAAGGGGGCUCUGAGGCAGAAGGUGGUCCAUGAGGUCAAGAGCCACAAGUUCACCGCUCGUUUCUUCAAGCAGCCGACCUUCUGCAGCCACUGCACUGACUUCAUAUGGGGGAUUGGAAAACAGGGUCUGCAAUGUCAAGUCUGCAGUUUUGUGGUUCAUCGACGAUGCCACGAAUUUGUGACCUUCGAGUGUCCAGGCGCUGGGAAGGGCCCCCAGACGGACGAUCCCCGGAACAAGCACAAGUUCCGUCUUCACAGCUACAGCAGCCCCACCUUCUGCGACCACUGUGGCUCCCUGCUCUACGGACUGGUGCACCAGGGCAUGAAGUGUUCUUGCUGCGAGAUGAACGUGCACCGGCGCUGUGUGCGCAGCGUGCCCUCUCUGUGCGGCGUGGACCACACAGAGCGCCGGGGGCGCCUGCAGCUGGAGAUCCGGGCGCCCACUUCCGAUGAGAUCCACGUCACGGUUGGUGAGGCCCGGAACCUCAUCCCAAUGGACCCCAAUGGUCUCUCCGAUCCCUAUGUGAAGCUGAAGCUCAUCCCAGACCCUCGGAAUUUGACCAAACAGAAGACCCGCACGGUGAAAGCCACGCUAAACCCUGUGUGGAACGAGACCUUUGUGUUCAAUCUGAAGCCCGGGGACGUGGAGCGCCGGCUUAGCGUGGAGGUGUGGGACUGGGACCGGACCUCCCGAAACGACUUCAUGGGCGCCAUGUCCUUCGGCGUCUCGGAGCUGCUCAAGGCGCCGGUGGACGGCUGGUACAAGUUACUGAACCAGGAGGAGGGCGAGUAUUACAAUGUGCCGGUGGCUGACGCCGACAACUGCAACCUCCUCCAGAAGUUCGAGGCCUGUAACUACCCUCUGGAACUAUACGAGAGGGUGCGGACGGGUCCCUCCUCCUCUCCCAUCCCCUCCCCAUCCCCCAGUCCCACCGACUCCAAGCGCUGUUUCUUCGGGGCCAGCCCUGGACGACUGCACAUCUCGGACUUCAGCUUCCUCAUGGUUCUAGGAAAAGGCAGUUUUGGGAAGGUGAUGCUGGCCGAGCGCCGGGGCUCCGAUGAGCUCUACGCCAUCAAGAUCCUGAAGAAAGACGUGAUCGUCCAGGAUGACGACGUGGACUGCACCCUGGUGGAGAAACGCGUGCUGGCCCUGGGGGGCCGAGGCCCCGGAGGCCGGCCACACUUCCUCACCCAGCUUCACUCCACCUUCCAGACUCCGGACCGCCUAUAUUUUGUGAUGGAGUAUGUCACCGGGGGCGACUUGAUGUACCACAUCCAACAGCUGGGCAAGUUUAAGGAACCCCACGCAGCGUUCUACGCCGCAGAAAUCGCCAUCGGCCUCUUCUUCCUCCAUAACCAGGGCAUCAUCUAUCGGGACCUGAAACUGGACAACGUGAUGCUGGAUGCCGAAGGACACAUCAAAAUCACCGACUUCGGCAUGUGUAAGGAGAACGUCUUUCCCGGGAGCACCACUCGAACCUUCUGCGGGACCCCGGACUACAUAGCCCCCGAGAUCAUUGCCUACCAACCCUACGGGAAGUCUGUUGAUUGGUGGUCCUUUGGGGUUCUGCUCUACGAGAUGUUGGCAGGACAGCCACCCUUUGAUGGAGAAGACGAGGAGGAGCUGUUUCAAGCCAUCAUGGAACAAACUGUCACCUACCCCAAGUCACUUUCCCGGGAAGCUGUGGCCAUCUGCAAGGGGUUCCUCACCAAGCACCCGGCCAAGCGCCUGGGCUCGGGCCCGGAUGGAGAACCCACCAUCCGCGCUCACGGCUUUUUCCGCUGGAUCGACUGGGACAGGCUGGAACGAUUGGAGAUCGCGCCUCCGUUCAGACCCCGCCCGUGUGGCCGCAGCGGCGAGAACUUCGACAAGUUCUUCACUCGGGCGGCGCCGGCCUUGACACCCCCUGACCGCCUGGUUCUGGCCAGCAUCGACCAGGCCGAGUUCCAGGGCUUCACUUAUGUCAACCCGGAUUUCGUGCACCCGGAUGCCCGCAGCCCCAUCAGCCCAACGCCUGUUCCAGUCAUGUAAUCCCACCUGCCGCCACCAGGCGUCCCCACGGCUCCCUCCUCCGCCCCGGCCUUGGUCCUCGCCUUACCAUGCCACCCCCGUUUCCAAUUCUAGACCUGGCUCCCCAGCGUUCUGGCCUCUGCCCCGCCCCUCGGGCUCUAACCGCCCCGCCCAAGCGUUCCUGGCAUUCCGCACUCCCAGUACGAUCUCUAGAGUCUUACCGUGCGCUAGAUUCUGCUGCUGUUGAGCCCUAGAUUCCGACCUGCCUGAGCGUCCUGGACUCUGUCCCACCAAUUUACAGAACCGCCGACACCAUCCCAGUUCUUCUUCUUCUUCUUUUUUUUAUUUUCGUUUUGUUCUUCCUUCUUCUUCUUCCUGGGAAAUAGUCUCAUGGGGUGGGCUGUUCUAGACUAGGAUUCCAGAACAUCCCCCACCUCCGAGGCCCCACCCACCGCCGCUCCAGUUCCGGAGUAAGUGGGAGGCUGUGCCCCCUUGCUCCAGUGCCCCUGUUCUGCGCUCUAGGGAUUCCUGGGACGUAUGGAAGAUACCCCCCCCCCCAGUCUGUUCUCCUUCAGCUUUCGUCCCAGGCUCCCCCACCCCCAGACCCAUCACCGCAUGGCUCCUCCAGUCCUGCUUGGAACCCCACCUCUACCCAAAUGCCUGCCACUCUUGGGACUCUCUGCGAUCCCCUCUUCUGCCCGGCCACAGCUGCUGGAGAAUAAAUUUGGGAUGCUGAUGCUCAA